This is a messenger RNA of Opisthorchis viverrini, 1258 nucleotides long. RefSeq lists its product as hypothetical. NCBI's taxonomy places the organism in Eukaryota, Metazoa, Platyhelminthes, Trematoda, Opisthorchiida, Opisthorchiidae. The coding region runs from base 47 to 1258 and encodes 403 amino acids. The record is from RefSeq and is a predicted model, not a curated record. The transcript has 7 exons. Gene Ontology annotation, molecular function: protein dimerization activity.
CAUCAGUCUGGUGGCACGUUGGUCGCACGCCCUUGGACUGCGUGUUAUGUCAUAUUCCUGUCAUUCGGGCGAUGGUCUCCUAUUGUUGUUACAAGCAGCCAGGAAACUUGAAAAUGAAGAUACCAUACAGCGGCCUUGCUAUUCCGAUGGAUGGGACCAUAGGCCAAAUACUCGUGCAAAUACCGAUCAUAAAUAUGUGGUUCAACACAACUAUGGAUAUAAUGCAUCCAAGCGGCCAAUAGCUGGCCCUCGAAAAGAGUCGGUAUGUUGUACCUUUUCCACAAUAACCCUUCUCGGUAGACGUGCCCAUCUUCGAGCUUGCAUGGAAACUCUCAAGGAACACCUUAAUUUUGAUAAUGACAUGCCCAGAAUAACAAUGCUGGCAGUUUUAAAAAAGGCAACCACCACAAUCCAGUAUCUGAGGCAGCGAAAACAAUGCCUUGAAACGUGUGAAGACAACGAAAAACAGCGGUACGCACAAUUGGUUAAGCGGCGUAUAGCUUUACGGAAAAAGCUCGAGGAGAAGAAGAGCAGAUUCCUGAAACUGCAGAGCUGGAGAGAACGUAAUCGCAAUUGUUCUGAGUGUUCAAUAACAACGACAUCCUCUGAUGACUCGGAACUGGAUUUACAGUUGCGGUCCGCACACACAGCAUCGCAUGGGCCUUCUAGCCCUAAUCGCCAUCCUUUCGAUCCCUUUUCACGAGGUGAAAACGCAUCGGUGGGCGUCGGUUGUGUACUAUCCAACAAUAAACAUGUUUCACCCUUGGGGUCAUCAACCAGAUUUCCCUCAGGUAUAGAUCAUUUUGACGCAAGCAGCUCCGACUCUGGAUUUGACGAAAUCACAAUUGGAUCUAGUGGAAAGACGUCACCCGAUGGAUCCUUAAUGCCCUACUGCGUUUCAGAAGCACCUUCUAUGAUACCGACGAGACUCCCGGUUAUUUGUACCCAGAGUAGCUUUCGCCAACCUCCAACACCUAUGGUGCCGACCGAACGGGAGCUUGUCUGUCAAGAUAAGCGUUUACACUGCGGUGGUGCGAUUCAUACUUCUUUAUGCAUUGUAGAAGUGGCCCCUUUGCGCAGAAGAUAUACGGAAGAUGUUAAUGAACGUCGGAUUAGUAAUGCUGAGGCACGCCAGGUGGUCUUAGGCUCUCCCGCGGUAGAUGAAUUACUCACGCUUCAUGAGUUGCGAUGGUUAUGGCAUGUACUCCGCAUGCUUCAAGGCCGUCUCUCAGAUUUUUCCCUCCCAGCCCUGUGCUGA